Messenger RNA from Peronospora belbahrii, 441 nucleotides. Lineage: Eukaryota; Oomycota; Peronosporomycetes; Peronosporales; Peronosporaceae. The record is from the annotation of a GenBank genome assembly.
AUGCCGAUGAUCAAGAAAAAGAAGAUCAAGAAUUUAUGCGGUGGAUGCAUGAAAGGCAAACUAAUGGUGAAAGGUUCUCGUCUCAAUCCCAGACAAAAAACAUCAAAUGUAUUGGAGCUCAUAUACACAGACGUGAUGGGUCCUAUGAAUACGAAGUCGGAAGGUCACGUAACGUAUGUCUUUAGCUUUGUAGACGACUACUCUCGCUAUGUGGUGGCAUAUUUUCUUAAGACCACGAGCAAAUUGUUGAUAAAGUUCAAGAAGUUCAAAGACAUUGUACGAAACACAGUGGAAUCCCCGCGUCAAAUGCUUGCGCUCGGACAACUGUUUGUGUUUGUGAACAAGGCGAUGGACAAGUUUUGCACGCGCAAUGGGAUCGUCGAUCAGAAAUCAGUACCGUACAGCCCGCAGCAUAACGGUGUGUCAGUACGGACAACCUGA